ACUACUGUUGUUGCUUUGGAAUCUUUCGGUGACUUAAUAUUUUUCUAUGGUGCAAAGAUUUCGCCUUUUGACACUUUUACUCUUGGGAGAUAAAAAUGGAAUAAUAUUUGAAAAGUAUUCUUUUUGAAACUCUAAGCUUCCUCUGGAAUACCGGAAUGAAAGUUUUCACGCCGAGAAAUAUUUUCGCCGAAUGUUGUGACUGCACACCAAAGCAAUGGAUAGGUCUUUGCAAUACCUUCAUGUUAUUAUUAAUCACAAUAAUGUGCGGACUGGUAAUCUACGAAACAUACGACAUUGACCAAAGAUUCAUCAGUAUACUGGACUCAUCUGCUUUAGCCAUAGAUCUAACAAAUACUGGUGCCGCUGAAUCAGAAACAACGCCAUAUUGGCGCAACGUGACCGAAAAUGUUGCAGUAUAUUCAGCAUUCUAUGAUUCAGCAAACAUUCAAGAUUCUUUUCUUGUCAUUAUUGGCCGAAUAACCAAAAAUUGGACGUCGUCUGAAGACCUUAGAUGCCUCAUCAAGUAUCCUGAUGAUGAAAUAAGACUUGUGAAUAUUUCAAUGGUGAGACGUUCCAGUUGCAAUUCUGCUGUGUUGUAUUGUAGUACUAUAAAGGAAAUAAAACCUGAAAAGGUUGCUGUCAUAUCCCUUGCUGAUGCAGUGCCCAAGCAAUGGCUGGAAGUAGAAGUUUAUGAUUCAUCCAGGAGGAUGGAUUCCGGAGAAGUAGAUGUAGCAGCCUGCGUUUGUCCUCAUCAGAAUUCCUUAAAAGUCGAAGAUGUUGCUGAUUUCGUUGCCUACUAUGAAGUUAUUGGAGUCAAAACGUUUUAUUUUUACGUUCACAGUCCACCUUCGGAAGUUUCGAAUUUCUUACGCCGUUUGAAAAGCAAUGGGCAUGAAAUUCACAUUCAAUCGUGGGCAGCAGAAAGUGGUGUUUGUCCUGAUCAAGUAAUUAUUUCCGAAUACGUUCAAGAUUGUAUUCAUAGAUCUGUUGAAAAGCAUAGUGAAAUCGUUCUGGUGAAUAUUAAAGAUUUCAUUUUUCCCAAGCAGUACUUGCUGAUAGACGUACUGACAGAUAUUCGUCAAACAACAACAAACUCUUCUAUAAUAGCUUUAAAACAUAAAAUAUUCUGUGAUGACUACUCAAACGAUGCAUAUGAACCAUCUGCGAUGUAUAGUACCACAGUAAAUACUGAAAUAAUGUCACCUGAUAUGAAUUAUAUUAUAAAGCCUUAUCCAGUUUCUGAAAUAACGGCUAAUAAAAUUUCUGAAGAUGAAUUUUCAAAGGAGUUCAUAUUAUCGGAGGAGGAGGCUCUUGUUCAUCGCUACGAAAGUAACUGUUCGUCCACAACUACUUUUGAUAAAGAUGGCAAUAAAUAUUUACCUUUCUUUAAAAAGUCUCCUGUAUUUGCAGAACUGCGUAAGAAUAUGUUGUAGACUUUAAAGUUAACUUUUAACAAUUUUCCUGCUUCAAAUUACACAUUUCAUUUGUAGCAUGAUUUCGCCUUUAUUUUUCUUUCUAAAAUAACAGUAAUUGUGUUGGGAGUUUCAAAUCAUAUUAUGAAUUCUUCAUGUUAUUUUUUGCAUACUUUUUGUCUUUAAUAAACUCCUGGUUAUCUUUUAGUUUGCAAAGCGACAAAUGUUAAUUCAAGAACUGUGACUCAUUUCCCGAUCGUAGACACGUGCCUUGCUUCAUGAAAUGACGAGAAGCUCCCAUUUUUAUUUGAUUGGCCGUCGUUGUAACAUCGGAAAAUGCGUAUCUCAAAUGCGUGUUUUGAAGUUCAUUCAACUCACUCUUGCUGACUAUACAUAGGUGUUUCUGUACAUGAUUUGCUCUCUCUCUCUCCCUGUUUAAUGUACAAUAUUUUAGAUAUUUCGUCAGCCGAGUCCGCUAUUUGAUCUCAAACUCUCAAAUAAACAAUUUAAAAUGUAAACUUCAUUGAUCAAAUUAUUACGACAUUAGAAAUGCUUCGAGAGCAAUUGUUUUUAAUUCAUAUUUUUUCCUUUGUAAAUAGUUCGUGGAGGAAACUCAUUUGUAUAUUUUCACCAUGGAGAAAAAUAAAUCAAUAUAAUUUUAACUGC
Uloborus diversus is the source of this 2078-nucleotide messenger RNA. RefSeq lists its product as uncharacterized. The transcript has 2 exons. The record is from RefSeq and is a predicted model, not a curated record. The coding region runs from base 156 to 1433 and encodes 425 amino acids. NCBI's taxonomy places the organism in Eukaryota, Metazoa, Arthropoda, Arachnida, Araneae, Uloboridae.